Messenger RNA from Frieseomelitta varia, 2902 nucleotides. RefSeq lists its product as uncharacterized. Gene Ontology annotation, cellular component: plasma membrane. The record is from RefSeq and is a predicted model, not a curated record. Gene Ontology annotation, molecular function: odorant binding; olfactory receptor activity. Gene Ontology annotation, biological process: sensory perception of smell; detection of chemical stimulus involved in sensory perception of smell. The transcript has 10 exons. Bases 377 to 2800 code for a protein of 807 amino acids. NCBI's taxonomy places the organism in Eukaryota, Metazoa, Arthropoda, Insecta, Hymenoptera, Apidae.
AUUUUCAUAGUUGUAGAAGCACGCGCAUCCCGAAAGUAAGAUUAAGAAAAUAAGAAAAAUCUCCUCGAAAUGAAAAUUCAUCCCUUACAAACUGAUUUCCCCAACCUGUUGCGGGACACGCAACACAUUCGUGGACUACUGACGCUCGGCAAAAAAAUCAAUUUAUCGAUGACCGUGGCUGUCAUCAACCCCACCUUACUCAUAAUGCAUACAGGGCAUAAGCAACAACUCAGAAGGGGUCGAACCCUCUUUGAAAAAUAUUAAAUGCACUUUCGUUCUCCCUUUCGAUUACGGGCGCAAGCGCAGUAUCAUUUUCCAUUUGAAUCGUCAUCGAGCCACCAGCGUUUAGUAGCGGGCGAGCUGUUGAGCAUCGACGAUGCAAAGACAAAAGUCCGUCAUGACGAAGCGCGGCCACGAGAAAAACUUGAAGCUGAGCAUUCAGUGGAACCGUUGGUUGCUAAUACCGAUCGGCGUUUGGCCGAAUUUGCGUAGAUCGAUAGCGGGGAAAUACUUCUCCUGGCUGAUUAAUAUCAUUUGCUUCGGCUUAAUCGGCUUCAUGCUCGUCUCCUGCGGCCUCUUCCUGCUCAUGGAGGUGAAACAAGCGUACAAUCAAAUCAAAAUGAUCGGCCCGCUGAGCUUCUUCACCAUGACGUUCAUGAAGUACUAUCUGUUGAUACUUCACGAGAGUGACAUUCGCGAGGGCGUGAAACGCAUCGAAUGGGACUGGAAGAACAUCGAGCACCAAGAUGACAAAAACAUCAUGACAGAGCACGCGAGUUACGGAAGGAGAUUAGUGACCAUCUGCACCUUCUUCAUGUACAGCGCUUUCGCGUUUUAUUACCUGGUCGUGCCUCUCAGCAUGGGAAGAGUCGUCAUCGAGGAUGCAAACUUGAGUUUCAUCGCGUUGCCAUUUCCCGCGUCGAGCUUGAUCGCCGAUACACGUCGCAGCCCGAGCAACGAGAUCGUCUACACCAUCCAAGUCCUGACAGGUGUGGUGAUGCACGCUAUAACAUCAGGGGCAUGCAGCAUCGCCGCCGUUUUCGCGGUGCACGCUUGCGGCCAGAUGCAAGUGUUGAUGAAUUGGCUGAGUCAUUUGGUUGACGGCCGGUCCGACAUGAGCAACACCGUGGAAGGAAGAAUGGCCACGAUCGUCACCCAACACGAUCGGGUACUGAAAUUUAUGGCACUCACCGAAAGAGCGAUUCAACAAAUAUCGUUCGUAGAGUUUUUGGGCUGCAUGGCGAAUAUGUGCCUCCUCGGUUAUUACGCUAUAGUGGAAUGGAAUCCGAAAGAUUUAAUGCUCACGAUAACUUAUCUGUCUCUAAUCAUAUCGCUCACCUUCAAUAUUUUUAUAUUUUGUUAUAUAGGCGAACUAGUUGCCGAACAGUGUAGAAAAGUUGGUGAAAUGACGUACAUGAUCGACUGGUAUCGACUAUCGGGCAAAAAGAAACUUGGAUGCAUUUUGAUCAUUGCCAUGUCCAAUUCGUCAAUGAAGUUCACGGCGGGAAAUAUGAUUGAAUUAUCUAUCAACACAUUCAGCGAUGUCGUUAAAACGGCGGUGGCUUUCUUAAACAUGUUGCGACAGCGGUCUGUCAUGUCCAAGCUUGUUGAAAUUUCUCACGAGAGAAAUGUGAAUCUGAGCAUUCAGUGGAAUCGUUGGUUGCUAAUACCGAUCGGUGCUUGGCCGAGCACGCGUGAAACGAUAACAAGAAAAUACAUUCCUCGGCUGAUUAAUAUUAUUUGCUUCGCUCUCAUCAUAUUCAUGUUCGUGUCUUGCAGCCUGUUUCUGAUCGUAGAGGUAGAGCAAGUGUACAAUCAAAUCAGAAUGAUCGGGCCAUUGAGCUUCUUCAUGAUGACGUUCAUGAAGUACUAUCUGCUGAUACUUCACAAGGACGACAUACGCGAGGGCAUCGAACGCAUCGAAUGGGACUGGAAGAACAUCGAGCAUCACGAGGACAAGAACAUCAUGCUACAGCACGCGACUUACGGAAGAAAGAUAGUGGCUGUCUGCACUUUCUUCGUGUACAGCGCCUUUGCGUUCUACUACAUCGCCGUGCCUGUCAGCGUGGGCAAAGUUGUCGCCGAGGGUGGAAAUUUCAGUUACACGCCGUUACCGUUCCCCGCUUCGAGAUUGAUCGCCGACGUGUAUCACAGCCCCAGCAACGAAAUCAUCCAUUCCAUCCAAGUCCUCACAGGCAUGGUGAUGCACUCUGUGACGUCAGCGGCUUGCAGCAUCGCCGCCGUGUUCGCGGUGCACGCUUGCGGUCAGAUGCAAGUAUUGAUAAACUGGCUGGGAUACUUGGUUGACGGCCGGCCCGACAUGAGCAACACCGUCGAAGGCAGGAUGGCCACGAUCGUCAGCCAACAUGAUCGGAUACUGAAAUUUAUCGCACUCACCGAAAAAGCGAUGCAACAAAUAUCGUUCGUAGAAUUUUUAGGCUGUAUGAUGAACAUGUGCCUUCUAGGAUAUUACGCCAUAAUGGAAUGGAAUUCGAAAGACGCAAUGUUUGUGAUAACUUACAUGUCCUUAAUGAUGUCGUUCACCUUCAAUAUUUUUAUAUUCUGUUAUAUAGGUGAACUAGUUGCCGAACAGUGCAGCAAGGUCGGUGAGAUGACAUACAUGAUCGACUGGUAUCGACUGACCGGCAAAAAGAAACUUGGAUGCAUUUUGAUCAUUGCCAUGUCCAAUUCGUCAACGAAAUUCACAGCAGGAAACAUGGUUGAAUUAUCCAUCAAUACUUUCAGCGAUGUUGUUAAAACGGCGGUGGCUUUCUUAAACAUGUUGCGAGCAAUGACGUGAAUAUUUUUGUAUAAAUAUAGACGCUCAUGUUCGAUAAUAUAUAGACACUCGCUGUUAAAAGUGUUUAUAUGCUAAAUGUAUUUGUUUUCGGCAAAAUGGGCU